AUGUCAGGUUCCCCCCAUGAGCACGUCGCUGUCAUAGGGAGCUCAUGCCGGCUCCCAGGAAACGUAACUAGUCCGACACAAUUCUGGACCAGUCUUCUCGACGGAAAGUGGGGCGAAUGCAACCGACCUCCUCCGCCCUCACGUAAUUUCAGCGGGUCCUCGCGAAACCAGUACCGAGGGGGUUGGCUUGGUCCUGAAGGUGUUGAAGACUUCGAUGCGUCUUUCUUCAAUGUGACUCCUGGAGAAGCCACUACCAUGAGGCCGAACUCUCGUCUGGCGCUGGAGUUGACUUGGGAAGCUCUGGAAAAUGCCGCGAUAGUCCCUAGCACCCUGAAGGGGAAGAACGUAUCUGUAACAAUUGGGAUGGGGAAUGAAGACGGCUGGGCAUUACGGAGGUUCGCCGAAGACGGCCAAAAGGCUUUCGACCAUAACUGGGCUCAGAUCUUCGAUCCAAGCGCUGUCGCGGGCCGUGUCGCGCACUUUUUCGACUUUCGCGGCGCUACUUGCACAAUCUCCUCUGCGUGUGCGAGUGGAAUGCAAGCUCUCGAAUAUGCAAUUCACACUAUCAUUGCCCAAAAUGCGGAGCUCGCAGUUGUCGGAGGAAUUGCCACCCAUUUCUCUGAGUCGUCGUUCCUAUGGGCUUCGUCGCUGAAGAUUCUGUCAUCGACAGGGAGAUGCUCUGCAUUCUCGCCGACGGCCGAUGGUUACGUUCCUUCAGAAGGGGCCGUUCUGUUCAUCCUGAAAAGAGCCGACAUUGCAAUGCGUGACCGAGAUAGAAUUGAUGGUGUCAUCCGCGGUCUGGCUCUCCGAAACAAUGGCCGAACCCCGAGUAUUACCAGUCCUGAUGCAGUUGCGCAAGCGUCCCUCCUGCGCGAAGCCCUGGAUGCGACGAACGUGAGCAAGGAACAGGUAGUGUUUCACGAAGCGCAUGGUACCGGUACCUUACUGGGUGACAUGAUCGAGUUAGAGGCCAUCCAGGACGUACACCGAUCGCCUCGAACUGAGCCUCUGUAUUUGACAACGUCCAAAACGGUAGUCGGUCAUUGUCAAGCCGCCGCUGGGCUAGUAGGCCUGUUGAAGGCACUCCUAUGUUUCAAACAUCGCAAGAUACCCCCACAUCAUGUGCAGCCCUUUCCGGACCUGAAUGAGGGAUCAGUUCGAGUGCCGAUUUCCACAGUGUCACUUGAGGUCGGACGACCUCUGAUCGCUACUGUUAGUAGCUUCGGUUUCACUGGGGGCAUCACGUGUGCUGUGAUAGAAUCUGGCCCUAUAACAAGAGCAGAAGAAUCGCCGGCUCCACUUUUGGAUCGCCAUAUCUUCCUUUUUUCUGGGAAGACGUACGAGGCGUUACUGGAGUCCGUGUCAGACGUAACUGAAUACAUACGGACAUGCCCAUCGGCGGUAGCGGAAGUGGCCACAAUCCUGUGUGCCGGUCGGGAGCAUCAUUCGGUUCGCAGGGCUAUCAUAGCAGCCGACGGAGAUGACUUGGAGCGAUGUAUGGCGGGUGAAAUACCUGUCUCAGGAUCCAACAAUAUUCGCAGCUCCUUCCAGUCGUUAUCAUCCAGCGAGUUGGGACUCCUUCCGGAUGGUAUAGGCUUUAUGGGAUGUGGGCGCUUGGACGCUCAGCGCCUAAUAGCAGAUGGUCUAAGCAUCGAUGCUCUAGCCAAAUUAUUUGAGAGUGAUCAUUCUAUCGACUUCAGAAGUCUGUAUGACAGGUCAACUAUAUCUCCCGGACACCUGUGCCGAUUUCCGUUAUACCCUUUUCAACGGCAAUUUUGGUGGCCGACCACGCAUUCAUCUUCAACAAGUCGAACAUUCUUAGAACCCCUCAGUCCGACAGAUACUCCGCAGGCUCUGUGCAAUUCAAGUACCAGUCUCGAUACUCCGAUUUCGAUUGUUGCCAACGCGGUGGGGGCUGUUCUUCAUCUCGAUCCUGCUGCCCUGGACACUAUGGCCAACAUAUUCGAUCUUGGCAUCAAUUCCAUUAACAGCAUCGAGCUAGCUCAGCUAUUAUCGAAUGCCUUUUCACGCCACAUUGCGGGGGAGGACUUGUAUAAUCUCUUAACGUUGCAGUCGAUAUGCGACUUCCUCUGUGGCCACUCCACCACGCAACCUGCAUAUUCACAAUCUUCUCUGGAGUCCUUUGUAGAAGAGUUCAGCUCGCCUCUCUCUGCCUUUCCCUCUGUUUCCUUGCCCUGCCCCCCCGGAAAGCGGGACGCCUGCACUAUUGUUCUGACGGGGGCCACCGGCUUUCUUGGUUCGCACAUUGUGGAGCAUCUCCUGGUGUCUAGAAACUCCACAGUCUACUGUCUCAUCCGAGGAGAUUCUCUCCUUCGGCUCCGUUCAUCCUUCCGGUCCAAGUGUCUCAAUAUCGACGCCUUGAAUGGAGCAAUCCUGUCUGGUAGACUCCGUUGCAUCUCCAUCACAGACCUUGCCGAUCCUGGAAUAGGAUGCACUCGGGAAGAAUACGAAGAGCUUCUGGGUAGUGCAGACGUUGUGCUGCAUUGCGCAUGGAGAGUUGAUUUCAACUUGCAUUUCAAGGCAUUCCAAUCUGACCUUCGUGCGACUCGACACCUAGUCCAGUUCUGCGCCUUGAGUAGGAAGCACGUGGUACUCCAUUUUGUAACGAGCUGUUCGACAAGUUCUGGUUACGAUGGCCAAAUGGUGCCGGAAGCACCGCUGGAACUGAGAUUGGACUACUGUCUACCACAGGGGUAUGCAUUCUCCAAACUCGCCGCUGAGCAUAUGCUGUACCGCAUGCAUGAUCCGGAAAGCUUCGACCUCUGCAUUAUGCGAGUUGGUCAAAUCUGCGGUGACUCCUCCCGUGGGAUCUGGAAUGAUAACGAGAUGAUACCUAUGGUAUUAUCCUCCAUCCCAGUACUACAAGCGGUCCCGCAGGAACUGCCAGACGUCACGUGGGUUCCUGUCGAUAUAUGCGCCGCUGCUCUAUGCGAAAUCAUAUUGGAUGGCGAAUUGCGAUCGCUGGAUGUGUAUAAUAUUACAAAUCCACAUGCCACAGGAUGGCCUCAAGUCGUGGGAUAUGCGGCCGAAGCUCUUUCGUGCCCCGCACCUCCCUUUCUACCUUUUGAGGAAUACAUCGAAGUUCUACGUGACCAGUCGUCUCACAAAUCCCCAUGCGUCAGGGACAGUAUCCUUUCCAUCUCUCGCUUAAUCCCUGCGUUAUCCUCCAGGUCCAUAUGCAGACCCGCAUUCUGCAGUCUUGACGUCGCACGAGCAGUCAAAGCCAGUGCUACCUUGGCAAAUUGCCCCCCGGUUGAUUCGGGAUUGGUCUCCCUAAUCAUACAACACAUGAAAAAGAACAUUCCAAUGGCGCAUCCAGAAACCACGGAUGGAGAGAUACAGAAGGAAGUAAGAUCCUCUGCUUCUAGUGGCCGAGUCGUAUUCCUUUUCGGCCCCUCCUCUGGAGCAGUCAAGUUAUCUUCCGAGAACGCCAAGCAUCGUCGCAUAUUCGAGAGGCUGAUGACGCACGCCAUGACUGCAUGCCCAUGCCUUCCCGACCUUGUUCGGAGCAAUUAUGCCUGGUCGGAACGUUAUUCAUCCUUAUUAAAAGCCCAAUUACAUACGCUCGCAUUUCAACUUUAUCAAGUGGAAGAUCUCGCGAAGAGGGGCAUAUACCCAUCGAUCGUCUUGGGAUACUGCUUCGGGGAGUUUGCAGCAGCCAUUACGAGUGGUGCAGCAUCCGAAGAGAAUAUCACCAGGACUAUUGUGCUACGCAUAUCGGCUAUCUCAGGGCACUCUUGUGUAGCCAACGACACCCGUCGACAGGAACCGGUCAAUUCAGGACAUCCUCUUGCUGCGUCUUGUGAGGGAUCAAUGCUCAACGUUUUCGCUCCAAUCGAUUUCAUCCGCCGAAAUCUUCUGCACAUAACUCCAACGCCUGAGAUAGCCAUACAUGGUGGUCCUCGGCAUGUGGUACUCACCGGAAGCCAGGCAGCAAUAUCAGCUAGUGACACUUACCUCAAGGAACGGAAUGUGGCAUGCGCAAUAGUCGAUACGACCGUUCCAUCCCAUUCACGCCUUAUGGACGGAGCAAUUCAGUUGUUGCGAGGGGCUCUAGUUGACGGAUCCAGUGGUGAUUCAAUGCUUGAAGAUUCCCCGGCUAAGUCCAGGGCCGAUCAACAGUGCACUUAUGUCUCUGGAUUGACCGGUAGAACAAUGCCGCUGGAACUAGUGGGGCUCAAUUACUGGCUCAGACACAUGCGUGAACCGCUGAGAUUCUUCGAGAGUAUGUGCACUGUUCGUCGCAUUUGUCGGCAGGAGCGAGGAUCCGUGGAUGAGAGCUGGACCUUCCUGGAUCUAGGUCCGGACUGUGUUCUGACCAACAUGGUGAACCGGUACGAAUGGGAUGACGUGAAGGUAUACAAGCCGGGACCGUACAUGAAUGUCGACUACCGGAAGACCAGUGCUGCUGGUCUUGAAGUGCCGCAUGCCAGGAAAGGCGACAGGGCUAGCGGGCCUACAGGAGAGACCACAUUCAGUUCGACUGAAGGAUAUGAUGAGGUCACCGAAGUCUGUCUGUCAAUAAUAUCGUCCAUUUUGCAAUACUCAAAACAUUCAUACCCAACCCUUCUUCAAGAGUCUCUCCAAUCAAUGGGAUUGGACUCCCUUGGGUUUGUUCGCUUACGCACGGAACUGAAAGGCAAGAUGGGUGUUACUAUCCGGCCAUCUGCCUAUACCUCAGAGCUGACGCUGCGGGAACUGCUUAAACGGGAUGGACUGGUUGCCGCGCCUGAAGUGGUCGCUAGGCCGACGUGA
This is a messenger RNA of Gloeophyllum trabeum ATCC 11539, 4776 nucleotides long. It is a transcript of the gene pks9, whose product is annotated as polyketide synthase. The transcript has 8 exons. Gene Ontology annotation, molecular function: fatty acid synthase activity. The record is from RefSeq and is a predicted model, not a curated record. Bases 1 to 4776 code for a protein of 1591 amino acids. Gene Ontology annotation, biological process: fatty acid biosynthetic process. Lineage: Eukaryota; Fungi; Basidiomycota; Agaricomycetes; Gloeophyllales; Gloeophyllaceae.